Molecule: messenger RNA, 2959 nt
Organism: Ceraceosorus bombacis
Lineage: Eukaryota; Fungi; Basidiomycota; Exobasidiomycetes; Ceraceosorales; Ceraceosoraceae
Source: the annotation of a GenBank genome assembly
AUGGGUGUGAGGAACCUGAGUAGCUUUGCCCAGGAGAAUGCGAGGUUGCUGUGCGAAACGCUGAGCUUCUCCUGCCAAGUGAGCACUUCAGCUCCUCUCCAGCCUUCAGCCCAGUCAUCACCAGCGUUCUUGACUGUCGAAGAGGCGGCUCAAACAUCUCCACGCUAUGGAAGAGCUUUGGUAGUGGAUGCGCUGGCCCACAUGUUUGCGAAGAUCGGGCGAGGAGACUAUGACGUUGCCCGUGGAGGAGACUACGCGCUCUUUGUGGCUAGCAUACAAGCGGAUGUCAAUGCUUGGCGGUGAGUCGUCUUUCAAGCGCACAGCACACAUCACGCUCUCCGCAGCUUCGUCGAUCUGACACUUGUCUUCGGCGCGGCACCGACGCAGAGCUGCUGGUUUGCAUCCCAUCUUUGUGUUCGAUGGUCCCAACCUUCCAGCCAAGUUGCCUAGGCAAGUGGACCGGCGACAACAGACAGCGAAGGAGGCGAAUUUGUACAUGCGUUCUCCUCCAGCCUCUCGCUCGAUCUCCCCUCUCGCUCCUCCGCUGCUAUCCUAUGCCAUGCUGGAUGCGCUUCAGCACACCACGCCGCCGACCACCGUUGUGCUUGCAGAGACGGAAGCGGAUGGCGUGGUUGCUGAGCUUGCCCACACGCUCAAAGGUCAUGCCGUCAGCGAGGAUUCCGACUACUUUGUGCUCUGCGCACGAGGCGACGGUACAUCCUACGUGCCGCUGAGCUCCUUCGAAUACGUUGUCGACCUGCCGACAGAUACUGCGGUCACUGCCGAGGCGUCGUCAGAGCCAGCCGAUGAGGCCGGCUUCGAAACAGUGCCCAGGCGUAGGCGGCGGGGACGUGGUCUCGCCCCAGCCCAGCCCUCCAGCUCUGACCCCACCACAGUGCUGCAUGCCCCACCAACAGAUCUUUCGAUGCUCAGAGAAGUCAGAUUCGGAUCGUACUCGUCUGCGGCUUUGGCGCGCAUAUUGGAUCUUCCAGUCGCACUGCUUCCGCUUUUUGCAGCGCUGGCGGGCAACGACUACCUCCCCGAAUUACAGGCGCGAACACUUUUUGAACCUUUCAGGAGCAGCGAGCGCCUCAAAGAAGCAGCUGCAGUGCUUCGAAGAGCGUGGCUUGCCAGCCUAAACGGCAAGAAGGCUCGCGAAAUGCGUACCACCGCGCAAACGACCAGAUCAGGCCCUGGAAGGGGCAGCAUUGCUCCAAGUGUUGCCGCAGACACGCUAAGCGAGUCGGGCUCCGUUGCGGCGUCCUCCGCAACAGCGACACCUCUGCAAUCCACAUUAUUGCAGUCUCAGCAGCUCAAGCAGGUAGAUCCGGUGCGGGCAUUGGUGCAAGACUGCGUGGGUCUUGCUCUUCAGAGAGCAGAAGAGAUACGGCCAAACAGAUACGUGUCGACGGGCGAAAGGGAGGAGAUGGUUGACGGCAUCGUCGAGAGCGCAGCUACCUACAGCUUGCUGACGCACUCUCAAGGCGCGGACGGACUACCGAGCCCAGCUUCUCAAUUCUUCUCCACUCCACCACCGCCAGGCACACGCACGAGAGGCGUCGAAGCAUACCGCCAAGCGUACAAGCCGGGCAAGUUCCAUGUGGACCUCGUGACGGGUCUGUGCCAUCGAGUAUACAUUGGCAAGGUGUUCGCAGAAGAUCCGGACCAGCAGAGUACCCAAAGAUUUGCCGCACAAGAACUGAGAGAAUGGGCUUGGGCGAUCUUGUUCGACACCUGGGGCAUGUGGUGGGCACGAGAGACCAUCGAAGAGCCCGAAGAGCCUGAAGUCGAUGCCGAAGAUGACCACCAAGGACUAAAUCACGUGGCGCAAGCGUUGCGUAGACCCUUCGGCGGUGCUUACAAAGAUGGCGAGAUGCCCGACGACGUCAUCUCUGUUAACACAGAAUCGAGCGAGGAACCGAGCGAAUCUGGGGCACGCGACAUGGGGGAUGACGCGAUGCUCGACCCUGACGCUUUGCCAAAUAGACCCAACUCGGCGUUGGCCGACCGCGUUGAGGAUGGCAACUAUGAUAGUCUUGGCAGACUUAAACCACCGCCGGUCCUUACGGAGUAUGUGCGUCGUCUCGAGAGCGUCACGAAAGACAUUCUCCCUAUCUCGACGCUCGCGGAGCUUCUGGAAGCACGAGGAACAUCACUCUGCGCAUCGCUUCAGCCGCUCCGGGAUGGCCACAUUUACGAUGCUGCGCCCCUCUUGCCAGCAGAAACCAAGCACGAUCUCUACCUCUGCGCGCUCAAGGCGGACACGCCAUCGAUGCGUGCUUUGCCAAGUCAGAUUCAGCCUCUUGCAGCUUGCCUGCGCUACAUUGUUCACUCAGACGCGGACAGGUAUGGGGAAAAGACAGCAAAGAUGGCCUGGAGCAUGGAGGAGCUACGCGCUGCUGUGCGUUCGAGUAUCGCAGCUCUUGGAAUUUGGAGAGAGCCCGAACGAGCGCUUCCGUCAAGGGUCAAGCGCCUUGCUGGUGAACUGGAAGCGCACGAGAUUGCGCGGUCCAAGAAUGCAGACGCUGGCUCACGCAGAGACGAAGCGCUGUUUCCCACAACGAGGGCGUUACACGCUUCGACGGCCUUGCAGCUUGUCCUCGAAGCGUCGUACCUCCUCUCGCAAUCUCUGCUUGUGGAUCAAGAAGCGCAUCCUCCGCCCUUUGCCCUGCACGACGGGCCCACGUUCCACGCCAUCAUGUUGAAGCGUCCAUCGGGCGAAGCUGGCCGCGACACGACGCUCGAGCAAGCUAUACUCUCUGCAGUGCUCGAAGGUGGCUUGGAAAAGCACCUCGCGGUGGACUUGGACUUGGAGAGGAGAGCGAGGAAACAACAACGCAAGAAGGAACAGAGCAUCGCUAGGUCUAAGCAGAACGCUCCGCCUGGAAAAUCUUUCUCUAAUAGACCUUCGCCCCCCAAGAAUGCCUUUGCUUCGCUUCUAAACGAAACCCUCAGCUAG